Molecule: messenger RNA, 2621 nt
Organism: Quercus robur (English oak)
Lineage: Eukaryota; Viridiplantae; Streptophyta; Magnoliopsida; Fagales; Fagaceae
Product: protein HAIKU1-like
Exons: 2
Coding region: 1045-2466 (473 amino acids)
Source: RefSeq, a predicted model, not a curated record
UGCUGUUCCAAUCAAAAAACAAAAAAACAAAAAGAAAGAAAGGGUGUUGGAGGGACACUCCCUCUCAAAUUACAACAACCGAGCUGCAAAUUGUUGCCCACAUCAGCAAAACCUUUGACAAAUUGAUACAGUUUGCUUGUCCUCAAAACGAAAGCCCCUAUUGCUAUAUAUGUGGAAACGAUUCGUAGGCCAGAGAGAGACUCUCUCUCAGGAAUCUGAUGAAGUAACACUAACACUACUUAAAAACAGAAGAAGAAAGGAGAUCGAAAGAGAGAGAGAUAAAUCUCAGGGCAGCACCACCGUCGGUCGCCAACCACUGAAAAAGUGGCCUCCCUCAACCGUCAUGCAGCUGGAGACAUUACCGGUAAAGGUUUUCUUUAUUCUUUUUAAAAUUAGGCCAUAACUAUGAUUUUUGUUUGGAUGUUUUCUGUUUGAUAGGAUAGGUUUAAAUUUGAAUUUUAUUAAGGUUAUUGGAUUAGGUGUGGUUUAUGUUUAGGGCAUCUGUGUUUUGAGUAUUUUUGGUCUCUACAAUUUCAUUAAGCUCCUUGAAUGAGCAUUCCUGGCGAAGGGUUUCCAAUUGUUUUACUCAAUGUUUUUCAAGAACAAAUUUAGGUUUAUUUGACUUUCUCUUGGAUUCAAUUGUAGAUUUCAUUCACCAUUGAUUGAUUUCAAUUCCAAAUCCGUGUAAUAAAUCCUUGUUGGAAACAAUCCAAUUCUGAGUAAAAACAGUGCUAGCAGGUAUAAUUUCCACUUUACUGGAACCAUCACAAAUAUGUUUUAUGUUUGGAUAUAUUUGGUUGGAUUUUUUUGAUUCCUGUAGUUGGGUUAGAGUUUUUUUUUUUUGGUGUGUGUGUGUGCGCGUGUUUGUAUUUGUUUUGGAUAUUAGGAUUGAAUUGGUUCGGGCUGUUCUGUAAUUAAUUUUGCAUUCUGCAUGGUGAGGUGACGAGAGAAUUAGAAGCGUGUCCAAUGUGUCCAAUGCUGCCAACCGUAUCUUCUUUGCUGGAUGUCACUUCUCCCUCCAACAAUCUGUAAACUAAACAGGACAUGGUACGCUGCGCAGUCUGCAAAUAUUCGCGUAAGCGCAAUUGCGUUAACAAUUGUGCGUUUGCGGAAUUGUUUCCUGCUGAAGAUGAUGUGGACUUCAAAGACAUUGCGACCUUGUGGGGCUUGGGGAACGUUAAGAAACUGAUAUCGUCUGUGGAUGCCCAACAAAGACCAAAGUUGAUUAAGUCGUUAGUCUUUGAAGCCAACCAUAGGUUGAAAGACUCAGUCAAUGGGGUCUUGACAUACAUAAUAGAACUCGAACAAAAAAUAGCCGAUCUAGAGUCUGAACUUAAGAAUUGCCGUUUGCAAUCUUCCCAAAACUGGUUUUCUCGGGCACUAUUCCAUCAAGAAGUCCCUGGCCAAUUUGCGAUUCCCAAUCAGCCUAGCCCAUUUCCCAAUCCCAAUAAUGUCCAACAACAUUAUAACCCUCCAUAUAAUCAAGUUUUAAACCAGCCCCAAGUUCCCUAUUGCCAAUUGCAGCCAAAUCUACAACCACCACUAGGUCCACUUCCAAAUCCCAAUUAUCUCCAACAAGUCCAAAACUCAUUUCCAUAUUCUGGAUUUUCGAACCAGCCCCAAGUUCCCAAUUACCAAUUGCAGCCAAACCUACAACCACCACGAGGUCCAUUUCCCAAUCCCAAUUGUGUCCAAGAAGACCAUAAAUUAUUUCCAUAUCAUGAAGUUUCAAACCAGCUCCAAGUUCCCUGUUACCAAUCGCAGCCAAAUCUACAACCACCACGAGGUCCAUUUCCCAAUCCCAAUUAUGUCCAACAAGCCAAUCACCCAUUUCCAGACCAUCAAGUUUCAAACCAGCCCCAGGUUCCCUAUUACCUAUCGGGGCCAAACCUACCAAACUCGUUCUUCAACCAGCCAAUCCUACCAAACGGGCAGCCCCAAGGCCUCAACCAAUGGGGAAAUGACCCAAACCCAUUCUUCAACCAGCCAACCCUAACAAACGAGCAACUCGACCAAUGGGUAAAUGAACUACACGUAAAUAACCCAGCUGGAGUCAUAGCAGAUCCACCAGAUGCAAAUGGCCCAGGCGUAAACAUAGCAAAUAUCCAACAAGGCAAUCACCCAUUUCCAGACCAACAAGUUUCAAACCAGCCCCAGGUUCCCUAUUACCAAUCGGGGCCAAACUCGUUCUUCAACCAGCCAAUCCUACCAAACGGGCAGCCCCAAGGCCUCAACCAACGGGCAAAUGAUCCAGAGGUAGAUGUGCCAGCUGUAGUCAUAGCAAAUGAACCAGAGGCAAAUGACCCAAACGUAGUCACAGCAGAUGCACCAGAGGCAGAUGACCCAUUCUCACUCAUGGAAGAUGAACUAUUGGCAGAUGACCCAGAGGCGGAUGGGCUAGGCGCAAACACAUGUGACGCACAAUGUUGGAAUUUUCUAAGUGAUUUUUGUGGUGGUGUAGUUUAGAUUUCUAGCAUUUUAAUAAUGUAUCUGAUGACCACACGGUGCUGUCCGGUAGGUGUUCUCUUUUUGUAUUGUGUAGAUGUUGUUUCUAGUACAUGAGGAUCGUGUGACUUGUUUAUUUUUCAGCAUCAUCAGUAUCCAUUGUUGUAUUUCUAGCA